Molecule: messenger RNA, 1384 nt
Organism: Dioscorea cayenensis subsp. rotundata (Guinea yam)
Lineage: Eukaryota; Viridiplantae; Streptophyta; Magnoliopsida; Dioscoreales; Dioscoreaceae
Product: solute carrier family 25 member 43
Exons: 6
Coding region: 10-1143 (377 amino acids)
Biological process (GO): transport
Molecular function (GO): transmembrane transporter activity
Source: RefSeq, a predicted model, not a curated record
UCCAAAGCAAUGGUGGGCGCUCUACUGAGCGAAAGCAUGUUCGCCGGCCACGCCGCCGCCGCGGGCAGCGCCGUCGCCGUUGCCGCCGCCCUUACUCACCCUCUCGACACGCUCAAAACCCUCCUCCAGGUUAGUGCUGGUUCUGGUCAGAAGUUGAGCUUUUUUCAGGUUGUUGAUAGGGUUCGAUCAGUAUCUGGAUUGUCAGGUUUAUACAAUGGGAUCGGGUGGUCAAUGCUGGGGAUGAUGUCUGGAAUGGGGGCUCGUUUUGGAGUUUUUGAAAUAUUGACAGCUUUUUACAAAGAUGGAAGAGAAGAUGAAUAUGUGUAUGUUGCUGAAGCCCUUUUGGCAGGCAUUGUUGGGGGUGCCACAGAAGCUGUUGUUAGCACACCAUUUGAACUUCUUAAACUCCGUGGACAGGUGAGCUCUACUGCAAAAUCCAGAAGUAUGGGCGCCACUAAGAGCCUAUCGGAGCUAGUUCCAGUUGCUUGGAAAUUACUACCUACUUAUAAUCCCGAUCAAAAGAUGUGGAAUCAAACUCUCAGUCUUUUGACAACCCUACCAAAAAAGCAUUCAAAUAUGGCUGUUGCAUUAAAGCAGUACCCAUGGUUGUUGACUGGUUCAGGAAGACCACCACUUGCUUCUGAGGUGAAACGGCCUUCUGAUAUCAUCUCUUUGGAGGGAUGGCAGGCCUUGUGGAGAGGUCUUCGUCCUGGAAUAGUUCGAGACUGUGUAUUUGGCGGCAUCUUUUUCUCAACCUGGCAGUUCAUUCACAUAGGGAUGCUCAACUGGAAGGCUCUUGAUAUUGAUCCUCCUCCCAGGUCAAUUAAUGGAGUUGGUCCUGUAUCUCCCCUGGCUGCGAGUCUCGCUGCUGGAAUUUCUGGAUCUAUAGCCGCUGCUGCUUCUCACACAUUGGACACGGCUAAAUGUCGUUCUCAGUGUAUUGUGAUCCCUAAGUAUAUAGCGAUGGAAAGGAAGCUUCUGAGAUGGAAGGCACCCGGAAAUUGGAUAGAAAGAGUUACAGGAACAUCUCCGGCCGAUAGGAAUAUCUUGUUUCGUGGCAUUUGGUUACGAAUGGCACGAAGUGGCCUCGCAUCCUUUGCAGUAGUUGGCAGUUACUUAUUUGCUGUUGAUCAUUUUUUCUGACUUCAAUCCAUCUGACUGAAGCUGAAAUAUUACAAAUGACACAGAUUGGCCAUGAAAGUAACUAUGCAUCUGGUAAAUUUUUUUUGCCAAACUAUUUCUUGUGUUUGGUGCAAUUAUUUUGAUCUUUUUGUAUCAGUUUGUCGGCAAGACUUGAUGGGAUAUUGUCAUAGCUGCAAUGAUCACUUGUUUUUUAGUUAAUGAUUAAGAUCAUAUGGAUCAAUAGUCUUCUAUUCAUGUGUAA